Molecule: messenger RNA, 2270 nt
Organism: Bemisia tabaci
Lineage: Eukaryota; Metazoa; Arthropoda; Insecta; Hemiptera; Aleyrodidae
Gene: BckdhB
Product: Branched chain keto acid dehydrogenase E1 subunit beta
Biological process (GO): branched-chain amino acid catabolic process; response to nutrient
Cellular component (GO): oxoglutarate dehydrogenase complex
Source: RefSeq, a predicted model, not a curated record
UAUUUUCAACAAGAGUAUCUAUCGAAUUGUUGUUAUCAGCUGAAGAAAAUUUAAAGUGAGAAAUCGUGCUGGUGUCGAAUCGUGUAUGAAGAUUUUAACGAACUGCUGCAUUGUUAUUUUCUUCCCAAAUGAUUGUGUUGCUCUCUUUUUCACUUUUCGUUUCUCCAUAGACAACAUUGUCUUCCUGUAACGUGAUAGUGUCGAAUUUCUUCGUGAUACCCAAUGGCUGCUAGCUCAAAAUUAAUGCAUAAAGUAUUCCAAGAUGCAUCCCAGUUUUUGAAAGUUGGAUGUAGGUUGCAAGCUCAAAAUGUGAUUUGCAGACACGCUUCGCAUUUUACGUACUUCAAAGAUGAACCGCUCAAAGAAUUCGGUGAUACAAGUAAGACAAAUAUGUUCCAGGCAAUCAAUAGUGCCAUGGACAUAGCUCUUGAUACUGAUUCCUCAGCGGUGGUUUUUGGAGAAGAUGUUGCUUUUGGUGGAGUGUUCCGUUGUUCUAUGGGCUUACAAGAAAAGCAUGGCAAGGAUAGAGUUUUUAAUUCUCCUCUUUGUGAACAAGGCAUUGUAGCUUUCGGGAUUGGGCUCUCUGUCGCAGGUUCGACCGCUAUUUCUGAAAUCCAGUUUGCCGAUUACAUAUUUCCUGCUUUUGAUCAGAUCGUAAACGAAGCUGCAAAAUUCCGCUAUCGAAGUGGUAACCUGAGCAAUUGCGGAAGUUUAACAAUUCGUGCUCCGUGCAGUGCAGUUGGUCAUGGAGGCUUGUAUCACUCUCAAAGUCCUGAGGCAUACUUUGCACACACACCAGGUUUAAAAAUUGUCAUUCCAAGAGGUCCAUACAAAGCCAAAGGACUACUCUUAUCCUGUAUUCGAGAUAAAGACCCGUGCCUAUUUUUUGAACCAAAAAUUUUAUACAGAACAGCAGAAGAGGAGGUACCUGUCAAUGACUAUACACUUCCAUUGGGCAAAGCAGAUAUUGUAAAAGCAGGAUCUGAUAUAACUCUUGUUGGCUGGGGAACUCAGGUGCAUGUGCUACUAGAGGUGGCAAAACUAGCUGAAGAGCAGUUUAAUGUCAGUUGUGAAGUGAUCGACAUUGUCUCUAUUUUGCCCUGGGAUAAAAAUACUGUAUGUGAGUCAGUCAAGAAAACAGGCAGGGUUAUGAUCGCUCAUGAAGCCCCACUUACCAAUGGUUUUGGAGCUGAAAUUGCUGCUACAAUCCAGGAAGAAUGCUUCCUGUACCUGGAAUCACCUGUGAAACGUGUGACAGGAUUUGACACACCAUUUCCUCUCAUUUUUGAGCCAUUUUACAUACCAUCCAAGUGGCGAUGUUUACAAGCAGUCAAGGAAACAGUACAUUAUUAAAGAGGCAGCCCCUCAGUAAAUAUGCUGAAUCAGAGUUACACCCAGAGUUCACAAAACAGUUGAGUCAAUCGUCAUCAUGGAUAGGAAAAAAUAAGACUGAUGACCAACUUAAUUCGGUCAAAAAAAAAACAAAAAAACAGUAGCUCGCUAUUGGAACAUCAAUGCGUUCAAGACUCUGGAUUGCACUUCUCAAAUUCAAGAUGCAAUUCUGUUCAUCGAUAUCAGUAACGUCAGUCUCAAAGAAAGAUUUUCGAAAUGUUUUUACUUAAUUUGGGAAGAUCCGAUUGGACGCACUUUUGUAGAAGUCUAAUUACACACGGUUUCCUUUCUGCAACUAGAUUUCAUUUUGCAUGAAGGAGCCUGAUGGUAAGUCAUAGCUUGAUUUUCAAUAAGAUAUCUGGAAAGUGAGCACAAGCAAGGACCCAGCACCAGAGACACCAAGUACCAGUCGAUGGCUAACGAACAAAACCGCCUAUCUGCAAACUGACGAUUUUCCAGAGUGGAGAAAAAACUUCGCAAUUUUUGUAAUUUUAAGGUUCUAGAUUUGCAAUUUUUUUAUACAUUACAGCAACAUUGAAGCGUUAUCUUACAGAAUUGGAAAAGACUGAAAUCAUCAGCUUAUACUGUACAAUGCAGCUAAGUUGCCAACUCUUUUUUUCCAAAAUUGUCAGUUACGUGGUGUUGUUCGUUAGCCCCGGCAGUGGUUGAUGGCUGUGAUCCUCCACUCCGUUCUAAAGGGCAUGAGUCAAGCAAAAUGCAGAGUGUAACACAUAUUUUUGUGUCAAGAUCAUCACUAUUGUAACCUGAUAACAAUGAAAUUGGACCUAAUUAUACACUUGUGAUCACCAAGAAUAACAUAAAACUUUUUGUAGUAAUUUAUCCUGUACUCAAUAAAUCUAUCUUCCUAUAGACAUCAA